This is a messenger RNA of Gracilinanus agilis (Agile Gracile Mouse Opossum), 2234 nucleotides long. RefSeq names its product reticulophagy regulator family member 2 (gene RETREG2). NCBI's taxonomy places the organism in Eukaryota, Metazoa, Chordata, Mammalia, Didelphimorphia, Didelphidae. The record is from RefSeq and is a predicted model, not a curated record. The transcript is spliced from 8 exons. Bases 450 to 1466 code for a protein of 338 amino acids.
GGCGGCGGGUUCGGUAUGAUAGAGUAUGGGAAAGAAAGGGGGUGGGAAACAGGACACCCCCGUGGGUAGGGGGCCGGGAGUGCAGCUGUUCGCCCCUCUCCUUACCUCGAUGUGAGCUGGCUGUCUCUUUCCCAAGGUUGCUGUCCUCCUCAUCUCUUCGACCAUUCUUUCUACUCAGCGUCUCGCUUUUGGGCUACCUGCUGCUAGAUCUCUGGCAGCCCCACUUUUUGGCUGACUUUUCAGCUUCAUCCCCAGAAGAGACACACUCUGACAGUGAGAGUGCAGGGCCAGGCGCCCGGCCUCACCUGCUGAGUGUACCUGAAUUGUGUCGAUACCUGGCUGAGAGCUGGCUCACCUUCCAGAUUCAUCUUCAAGAGUUGCUGCAGUACAAGAGGCAGAACCCAGCCCAGUUCUGCGCUCGUGUCUGCUCUGGUUGUGCAGUGCUGGCCAUGCUGGGACAUUAUGUUCCAGGGAUUAUGAUUUCCUACAUUGUCCUGCUGAGCAUCCUGCUGUGGCCCCUGGUGGUUUACCACGAGCUCAUCCAGAGGAUGUACACACGUCUGGAGCCCCUGCUCAUGCAGCUGGAUUACAGCAUGAAAGCCGAGGCUGAGGCCCUACAUCACAAACAUGACAAGAGGAAGCGGCAAAUGAGGAGCAUGCCCCCAGGAGGUGAUGAGCCAAUGGCAGAAACUGAGAGUGAAAGUGAGGCUGAGCUGGCUGGCUUCUCCCCUGUGGUAGAUGUGAAGAAAACAGCACUUGCCUUGGCUAUUACCGACUCAGAACUGUCAGAUGAAGAGGCCUCUAUUUUGGAGAGUGGUGGCUUUUCCGUAUCCCGUGCCACUACUCCACAACUGACAGAUGUCUCUGAGGAUUUGGACCAGCAGAGCUUGCCAAGUGAGCCAGAGGAGGCAUUAAGCAGGGAUCUUGGAGAAGGGGAAGAAGCAGAAUUAGCCCCUCCUGAGGACCUGCUGGACCAUGAACAUACCCUUUCAAAACAGGCACUGGACUCUGAGGAGGAAGAAGAGGUGGUGGCCAAGGGGACCUUGCUUCAACUCACUUCCCCACUGCACUUUGUGAACACGCACUUCAAUGGGGCAGGAUCUCCCAGGGCUGGGAUCAGGGCUCCCCUUGGGGGACCAGUGGAGUCACUUAGCCCUGAGCUAGAGAGUGAUUCCCUUAACACUGUGCCCAGUACCCUGUCAACCCCACUUUGCCAUGCUGAAAGCAGCAAAGUCUCCUCCUCCUCAGUCCUCCCGCCUAUUUCCCAGGACUUUCCCCUGCCUGCCCUUGCCCCUGAGGAGGAGGAGGAAACACUGACCUCUGAGGACUUUGAGUUACUGGAUCAAAGGGAGUUGGAGCAGCUGGAGGUGGAGCUGGGAUUGGGGCCAGGCACACCCCCAGAACCUCCUGGUGCUCCUCUUCCUGCACUGCCAGACCAAAAGGCUGGGGCUACUGUGGAACCCUGAGCCAGCUGGGAGUGGGGGAGGCAGGCACGCGUUGGCCGACUAGCUGAGGGUACAACUGUUUUUCCUCCUGGCCCUACUGCAUUAAGCAGGGAGUGGAGCAGUGAAGCUGGUGGCCAUUCCACCCUCCAUCCUGCCUGCAGCUGGGCCUAAAGUUGGUUUUAAGUUUGUAAAUAACUUUAAAUUGGGGUUGGUGGAUAUGUGCAGGACUAGGGAAGCCUUUCCUGCAGACUAUCACUUGCCUCCCUCCUUCCCACUCUUUAUCCUCUCUCACCCCAGUGGGCUCCUAACCCUUCCUUUCCAGCCUCAGGGACCUGUGCUGCUCUGCCCCAGUGUCCCGCUGAGUUGUUUAGUUAAGGCACUUUACCGAUUUCCUCUCUUAGCCUGCUCCCCUCCGUGCUCUCAUUUCCCUGUUGUCUUGAUCUCCCAGCUAGGCUGCUCUGCCCCAGCUCUCUCCCCAUCACAGGCACUCGCUGGACUAUGGGGAGGUUCCUGUUUGGAGAUGGGGGGGAGGGGGGACAGGGAAUUCACAGCACUUACACCAGCACUGGGGUUGGAUGAGCACAAAGCCUGGCUUGAAGCUGACUGGGGGGUGGGGGUGGGGGGGAUACUUGUAGGAGGGAGGGAGGGACAGAAAGAGGGACCUAGGUGCCUGGACGUUAGGUAUUCUAAAGACCUACGGGUGGGUGUCCUUUGCCUGAGUUUUGGAUGUGGACUGUUAACACCUGUGCAGGCAUCAACUAGAAUAAUAAAAUGUGUUGGUUGGCUGGA